This is a messenger RNA of Strongylus vulgaris, 204 nucleotides long. The record is from the annotation of a GenBank genome assembly. Lineage: Eukaryota; Metazoa; Nematoda; Chromadorea; Rhabditida; Strongylidae.
AUGGCUCCGGCGUCGGAUGUUAUCACGAUCAGUGUCAGAUGCACAGGACGCCAUGGAUUUCUAACCAAAAGAACACGUCGACGACUCGACAUGGAGAUUGUUUCAUGCGCUGCGCCUACAACCAGGACAGUCUCCACUGAAGCCGAUCUUCAUGCCCUUCUCGAAGCUGCAGGGAGUAUCAACCACCACGUAAUCGCCCUUUAG